ACAGUUUGCUAGUUGCAAUAUUCUACCUAACUCAGCCUCCUUCCCGUUAAUAAAAACCGCUCUUUGUGGCUCAAGACAUCCACAGUCGACAAAAAUGAAGCAAAGUUAUAUCUUAUUUGUAUCAUUCUUUUUCUUCUUCUUUGUCCAUUUCACUAAAACCCUAUCUCAGUCUCCUGCUCCGGCUCCGGCACCACCAAAAGGCCCAACUAAUGUAAUCAAGAUUCUAAAAAAAGCCGGCGAGUUUAAGGUACUUAUUCGUCUUCUAAAAUCCACACAACUCGAUAGCAACUUAAACUCUCAAUUGGGCAACACUAACAAUGGCUUAACAAUUUUGGCGCCAAGCGACAGUGCAUUUGCAAGUCUCAAGAAACGCACUGUUAGCUCCUUAACACAUCAAGAAACGGUAGAGUUGGUGCAGUUUCAUAUUAUUCCAAUGUUUAUUUCGUCUUCUCAGUUUGAUACUGUCACCAACCCUUUAAAGACUCAUGCCGGAUCAGGAAAUCGGUUUCAACUUAACGUUACAACAAAUGGCAAUUCUGUUAAUAUAACUACGGGACUUACUAAUACAACUAUAUCUGAUACUAUUUAUACAGAUGAUCAUCUUGCUAUUUACAAGGUUGAUAAGGUCUUGCUUCCUUUGGAUAUUUUCACACCUAAACCUCAGACUCCGGCUCCGGCACCGGCGACCAAAAAGAUUGAUUCAUUGAGUGAUGAUGAUGGUGACGAUGAUGAUGGGAAGGUUGGUAAGGAUUCUUCUCGUGCAGUAUGUUUUGUUUUGGAUUAUAAUUUGGUGUUAUUUGGAGUAAUUGGUUUAUGUUGGGUAUGGAGUCAUCUACUCAAUGGUGUAUGAUUUUUGUUAUCUUGAAAUGGACGGUGGUGAUGUUAUGUGAUGUGACGAAAUGAAGAGACAUGGUGAGUGAUUUUGAAAUUUGUAUCAUUGAUUAAUUAAUUAAUUGUCAAGCUCUUGUGGUUAAGGUUUAAUUUUGAGAGUUCUUGUUC
This is a messenger RNA of Jatropha curcas, 999 nucleotides long. Its product is annotated as fasciclin-like arabinogalactan protein 12. Gene Ontology annotation, biological process: plant-type secondary cell wall biogenesis. The record is from RefSeq and is a predicted model, not a curated record. Lineage: Eukaryota; Viridiplantae; Streptophyta; Magnoliopsida; Malpighiales; Euphorbiaceae. Gene Ontology annotation, cellular component: plasma membrane.